AUGUGCUUGGCUCCAACCCCCAACCCUCUCGACCCACUUCUCCUCUCUCCACCUUCUCUUCUACACCCGGCUAUCCGGCUAUCCAAAAGCAUGGUUCGGCCCCACCUCUCGCUUUCUAACCUCGUCAUCGUCCUCCUCGCGCUUCACGUCCUCUCCGCCCGCGCUUUGCGCUUCCACUUAGAGGACCGCGAGAAGCGCUGCUUCACCUUUUCCGCCUCGCACUCCAUCCCCAUCCGCGGCUCCGUCUCCGUCCUCAACGGCGUCGGCGAGGCCCGCCUCGCCCUCACUAUCCGCGACUCAACCGCCCGUACGGUCUUUGAGGCCGUCCGCGGGAAUAAGGAUACGGGCUCAAAGUUUUCCUUUAAAGUCCCGUACGGCGGCGCCGCGGGUCGCGAAGAUGCCUACGGGUACGACGAAGAGGACUUCGACGCCCCCACAACCUUCUCCGCCUGCUUACUGCUCACCUUUGACGAUGCUGUGCACCGUCCAGGCGUGAAGAGGGCCGUGCAGUUUGCUAUUGAUCCCCAGAUCGAAGGGGGGACUACAGUGGAGGACGUGCCCGCCAACGAAGUGGGGGUCGUGGCCGUGGCGAAACGCAUGCAGCUGAUGGAGCGCAUAAUGACGGGAUUGGCCGCUGAUCUUAUCGCCUUGCAGCAGAGGGAGCGACGUCUUGUUGCAAGGACAGAGGCUACGGGGGGGAGAUUGCUUAUUCUGUCGGUUGUGUCGUACAUCAUUCUCGUGGCGGUGGCUACAUUGCAGAUCUCCCACAUCAAGACUUUUUUUAAAUCGAAGAAGCUCUUGUGAUCCUGGAAGAUGCGAUAUCCACUUCACCAUUAGGAGAGCGUGUGGUGCGUGGGCCUACCACUGACUCUAACGACCUAUUAUAAAUAUAUCUUGGUGCUGUUCA
This is a messenger RNA of Chondrus crispus (carragheen), 907 nucleotides long. RefSeq lists its product as hypothetical. The record is from RefSeq and is a predicted model, not a curated record. Lineage: Eukaryota; Rhodophyta; Florideophyceae; Gigartinales; Gigartinaceae. Bases 1 to 804 code for a protein of 267 amino acids. The transcript has 2 exons.